Messenger RNA from Dendronephthya gigantea, 2665 nucleotides. Its product is annotated as terminal nucleotidyltransferase 4A-like. Gene Ontology annotation, biological process: RNA 3'-end processing. Gene Ontology annotation, cellular component: TRAMP complex; nucleolus. The coding region runs from base 100 to 1884 and encodes 594 amino acids. Gene Ontology annotation, molecular function: poly(A) RNA polymerase activity; mRNA binding. The transcript is spliced from 11 exons. The record is from RefSeq and is a predicted model, not a curated record. NCBI's taxonomy places the organism in Eukaryota, Metazoa, Cnidaria, Anthozoa, Malacalcyonacea, Nephtheidae.
CGCAAAUCAGUCAUUCAAAGUACUCGAGUAUUUUGUACAACUGUGGACGGUGAAUCGGCACUUUUUCUUUUGCAUUGAUUUUUUAAAUCUUCUCAAAUCAUGGCUUGUAUACAAUGGGCACAGCCCGAACAAGACAGUCAAUCGCAUCGGACGUGGAGUAAUGUAGUCGAAAACCCAACAAAACAGCAUUGUAGUGACAAUAAAGUUGUGUUCAAUAACUUCAAUUCGCGAGCCGCCGAAGAAUUCAUUCCUUUAGAAACGGGUGGAAACGCAGCUGAUGUAUUAAACCAAAGUACUGGGAAAGAUAACAAACUGCUUAAAAGAAAGCUAUCAAAUUCACAACAGAAUAACAACAGUCAUGUCUCAUCUACAGAGUCCGCAUACUGCACGCCUUGGAAGUCUAAAAAUUACGUUCAAGAUCCAACCGGUUUAAACGAAGAGAUACACGAUUUUCUAAAUUACAUAAAACCACGGCCAGAAGAGGACGCAAUUAGGCGAGAUGUAGUCGAAAGAGUCAAAGCAGUUAUAAAACAGCUAUGGUCACAAGCGAAGGUGGAACUCUUCGGAAGUUGCCAGACAGGGCUUUAUUUACCAACGAGUGAUAUUGAUCUCGUUGUUCAUGGUAAAUGGGAAAGCCUACCAUUACGUACCCUUGAAAAUGAGCUUAUUGCAGAGGAGAUUGCAGAUCCAAAUUCUAUCCGUGUAUUGGACAAGGCUGCUGUUCCAAUUAUCAAAGUUACAGACAAAAAAACGCAAGUUAAAAUCGACAUCAGUUUCAACAUGGACACCGGAGUUCAGAGUGCUGAAAUGAUUAAGAGUUACAUGGAUAAAUAUCCUGCGUUGCCUUAUCUAACGUUUGUCCUGAAGCAGUUUCUGGUGAACCGAGAUCUUAAUGAGGUUUUCAGUGGUGGCAUUAGUUCAUAUACGGUUGUGUUGAUGAUUGUCAGUUUCUUUCAGCAUUCAGGACAUUUUCGAAGCACCAACAAGGACGUGAACCUGGGUGUCCUCCUCAUCGAAUUUUUUGAACUCUAUGGCAAGAAAUUUAACUACAAUAAUGUUGGCAUACGAGUAGUUGGGAAUGGAUCGUAUUUCAACAAGGAAUUGGUGUUGGGAAAAUCGCUUGCAAACACAACUCAUUUGUGCAUUGAGGAUCCCUUAACAAAAGGAAACUACAUUGGUAAAGGAUCUUUUCGUAUCAACGAAGUUAUGAGGGCAUUUGAAUGGGCCUCAAGCAUACUGACCCAUGGCGUUCUACACAGUAUGUCAGGAUAUGAAUCCUGUAGUAUCUUAGGCCGGAUAACACGGGUUAGAAGAGAAGCGGUGGAACAGCGAGAGAGAAUGCUUCAUCUCUCCCCGUGCAUUUCUCCAAACAUACCAAGUUACGCGAGCGUCGCCACACGAAACACGACGCGAACCACGACGAUACGAUCGAUACAGCACGACGCGAAAACGACGGACUCGCCGUCGAAGUCCGACGGCGCGUGUGGAAAUUCUCAGUUCCUAAAAGCACGGCAAAACGCCACGCGAGAUGGCGACGAACAUAGAAACGGUGCAACGGCGAAUCGCCGGAUUCACAGAAACUUUAGGAGUAUUGUGAGCCGCGUGAGUGACUCGCAAAACGGCGAAUGGCGGAAAUCCAGGCCGACAAGGGAUUCAGAAAAUGACAGAGGGAAAGAACAGCACUUCUCCAGAGAGACGCCGCCUCGAAACAGAAAUAUGAACAGCUCGAGCUCUAUUGAGAAAGGACGGAUACUCCAGGCUGCAAAUUCUAAGCAAUCGUCCCCAAAACGAAGCGCUUCGACAGAAUCCUGUGGUAUGAGAAGUAGCAAGGGAGUCAAGUCGAUAAAGGAAAGUCAUCCACAACGUGAAAGGUUACUCUGCUAACACACAGUAAUCGUGUUCGUUACUUGAUCAAGGGGGAUAACUAGACAAAAAUUAUUUUUAGCCAAAACUUUUUAAACAAUUAUGCCACGUUCAUAUCGCACCAUUGCAAUUUUAUCCAAGUGAUCAAAGUGAAUGAUGACAGUGUUGGUACGUGACUCAAAAAGUGCCACGGAGGAUGGUUCGGGUUUAAUGGUGUGAUCGAGGACUCAUUCCUACAUAUAGGGUAAACUAGAAAGACGUGAAGGGUACGCAGUGGUAUGCAAAAAGUAAAUUCUUUAUGAAAAGGGGGAAGUAAAAAGAUGGUUCAAAUUAUGUAGAUAUCUUGGGCGGUUUGUAUGGAUUCAUUGGAUUCUCUUGUUGAGUUUUAUUUUUUAUUAGAAAGCCGCUUUCCACUUCAUUCGUGGUGAAGUUCAACACAUUUCUUUGUUUCUUGAUUGAGCAGACAAGGUAGUAGAAGGGGUGACUUUGAAACAAAGGAAUACUCAAGUGGAAACAAAGGAAUGCCCAACGGUUCUUUUCCGUAGGCUUGAAUUGGAAACCAGGCUUAGGCAUGCGUCGGUUUGUGUGUGAACUGCCUGAUAAAAGGGUUAUAUCGUUACAUUUCGGGAAUGCGGGCUAGGGAAGGGUGGUUGGAUUUGGGACAUCUUGAACAGUUCACAUGCAAAACGGAAAUGCAGCUUUGUAUAAAUGAUUAGUUUUGUCGUUCGAAAUCAACAAUAGAUAAAAAAUGGGAGUAUUUAUUUUUAAUGUAUCAUAGUAUAUAUACCUGUAAUAACAAUAU